Guillardia theta CCMP2712 is the source of this 6294-nucleotide messenger RNA. RefSeq lists its product as hypothetical. The transcript is spliced from 2 exons. The record is from RefSeq and is a predicted model, not a curated record. Lineage: Eukaryota; Cryptophyceae; Pyrenomonadales; Geminigeraceae. The coding region runs from base 1 to 6294 and encodes 2097 amino acids.
AUGUUCCAUCAUCACAUGGAGGACUCAGGACACAGCAGUGACGAUGAGAUAGUUUUCAUGGAAGAUCCUUUCAGAGAGAACGAGACUCAGCAGGAAAGUCGGUUCUUUGACUCUACAAACAUAGGCAGCAGCAUCUUGAACUCGCACCAUAACAGCAGAGAUGAGGAGUUCUUCAGAAGCUUGCCGAGACAAGGCAUGGAGGAAGGGCAUCAUGAUGAUGGGUUGUUUGAGGACAACUCAUGGCAGAGGAAGUCUGCAAGUCUGUUUGAGAAAGCAGCGAAUGGAGAAAUCCAAGAUCUCUUGGACGAGCUGCCGCCCCCAGACGAGUUUGACUCCUCCUACCUGUCCACUCACAACAGCGAGGAGCAGAACUUUUACCCACAGAGAGAUCGUCUGGAUCUUCCUUCCUCCUCUGCCUCGCAUGGCAGUGGCAUCGCUAUCAGCGGUAUGCAUCCCGGGUGUCGAUACGAGUGGACAAGAAUGCACGGGGAGCAGAGCAGGGGGGAGCCGUUGAUGGUAGCGCCGCCGUCUCUCGCUGAGCAACUGGACACAACAAGAGCACUCUUGAGAGCGAAGGACAGAGAGCUGAACAAACAGUCAGACAUGAUCAGGAGUCUGGAGGAUGAACUAGCAGUCUGCAGAGCGGCCAUCGGCGAGCGAGAGCAAAGUUUGCUCGAGCUGAAGUCGUCGUACGAUCAUCAGAUGCAGGAGAGGAGGAGGCUGGAGGAGAGGCUAGAGCACACGAAUGUGACAGUGGAGCGGUUGAGAGAACAGUGUGGGAGCUUGCAGACGGAGCUCGACAAGUCCGACAAGACGAUAGACGAGCUUCAUGCCCGGAUCCGAAGUUUGCAGACAGGGGACGCGGUGAUGUCGGGGGACAUGUACGAGCACCACCUGAGCGCGUACAAGGAGGAGAUGGAGCACACCCGAUCGCAGAUGGAGGAGUGGAAGAAGCAGGCGAGGGAGCUGAGAAACAUCAUCGACGAGCAGACUACACAGGAGAUGCACCUGACAGGUUUGACAAGGGCGAUGAGAGAUGCGGCUUGUCAAGUCGAAGAUGAGGAUGCCGGCAUCUUGAAGAAGGUGGAUGGUCAGGAUGGCAAGGAGGAGGAGGAGGAGGAGGAGGAGGAGGAGGAUGUUGGGGUCAAGACUUCACUCAUUGCGCAAGUUCGUGCGCUGGAGUGUGAGGUUCAGCAGUUGAGACAUGAGUCGAAGAUGAAGAAGAGCGGGGAAGUGGAGGAAGAGAGCAGGGAGAGAGCAGACAAGGAAGAAGGAAGCAGAAGGGAUGGGAAGUCAUGGAUGAAAGAGGUGGGGGAGGAGCUGAAGAAGCUGGAGAAGUUGAACGUCGAGCUGGUGUCUGCGAACAAGGAGCUGAUGAGCGCAAACAAGAAGCUGCUAGAGCAAAGCAGGAGAGAGAGAGAGAAGAGCAAAGGAAAGGCGGACUUGGCUGGUGAAGAGCAGCCCCAGCAGGCGAAGAGGCUGGAGAAGGAGAGGGAGGAAGGGGAGGAAGAGGUGAGGAGGAAGAUUGCGGUGGCGCUGAAGGAGCAGGAGACCAGGCUGAAGGCUGACAAGGAGGACGAAAUCAAGAGGCUCCGGACAGCAUGGAACAAGCACACGCAGGAGUCCGUACGAGCAACGGAGGAGCGCUGCACGAGAGAGCACAAGGAGGAGUUGAGGAGGACGAGGGGGCAGAAGCUGGACCAGACGACGCAGUCCUGCCCCGAGCAAGUCCAUCGGUCGUCGCAGACAUUCGCGGAGACGUCGCUGCCUCCGAUGAAGAGACUUGAAAUGAAGGAGGAGGGACAGGGAGUGGGGCCAGGUGGGGGCCAGGCGUGCGAGAAGGCGCCAAGGGAGGGAGAAGUGGAGAGAAGGGAAGAGGAGGUGAAGGAGGUGAAGGAGGUGAAGGAGGUUAAGGAGGUGAAGGAGGUGAAGGAGGCGAAGGAGGUGAAGGAGCAGGCAGAGGAGGUCAAGGAGAGAGUCAAGAUGGUGUUGGACUUGGAUUGGGCAAGCAUCGGCGAUCUUCCUCUCUUCUCUCGAGAGCUACAGAAGGACGUGGCAUGGGCCGUUGGGAUCCGCGAGUCGCGCGUGAGGGUGGAGGAGGUGAAGGAAGGGAGCGUGCUGGCGAUUCUCUCCUUCCUGCCAGCUGCUUCACCCGAGGAGAAGGAGGCGGAGGAAGUGAUCCACGAGCUCGAGGAGCAGCUGGCUGCUGACAUCAGCAGCCUCAAGAUUGGCAUCCAAACAAGGCACCUGAAGAGGAUUGAAAGGAUCUCCUCCUCCUCUUCCUACUCUUCCUCCUCUUCCUCCUCUUCCUCCUCUUCCUCCUCUUCCUCCUCCUCUAAGUCGUGUGAUCCAUCACUUCGGCUGGGAGAGAGGAAAGAAGGAGGAGCGAGGGAGGCAGAGGAGAUGGGAGAGACGAGGAAGACCAGGACGUCCAUGGAUGUUAACUGCCAGCAUGAAACCGCAGAGGAGCAGGAGGGGCUGAAGGACGCAACACGCGGGGAGGAGGAAGCGAGGAGGAGGGAACUUGAGUCGGACAAGGAUGCCGUGAGGAGGAUGGCGAUGAUCAGGAGGAUGGAGGAGAUGGAGAGGCUGAGGGAGGAGAUGGAGGAGGAGACGCGGCGGGCGAUCGACGAGCUGAGAGGAAGGAUGGCUGCGGAGAUGCAGACACGGCUGGAGCAAGUGAGAGCUGAGACGAGGGGAGAGAAGGAGCAGGAGGAGGCAAGUGCGAGGGAGGAGGAAACCUCUGCUGAGAAGGAAGUGCAGCUAAUGGAUCAAACUUGCCAAACAGAAGAAGAGCAGGUCAAUGAAAUUUCGUGUACCAGCGCAGCAUGUCAGACGGAGGAGGAGGAGGAGGAGGAGGUCAAGAGAAUGGAGGACGCUGAUGUGCAGUGCUCGAUCGAAGUCGACCUGUUCAUCGCCAACAAUCGAGAUGAGUACAUGGAACGCCUGCGGGCAUCGCUGGAGCAGAGUCUGGAGGAGGAGACUGAGAGGAUGAGAAGGUCCAUGGAGCAGAAGGUGGCGUAUGAGCAGAGCAGGCAGGAGAUGACGAUGAAGCAUGCGAUGGAGGAUGAGGAGAGAAGGUUGGAGGAGAGGUUGGAGGGGGAGAGGGCGCAGAGAGCCAAGGCUCUGCGGGCCGAGGAGGAGGAAAAGCUGAGGAGGGUGAGGGAGAAGCUGGUGGAGGAGAGGAGGACAGCAUCGAAGCAGAUCAUCGAGGAGGCAGUGGAAGCGAGCAAGAAGAUCCGAGAACAGACUGUGAGGAUCUUGGAGGAAGAGUUCGGCAAGGAGAUCAAGUCAGCCCGCAUCCUGCACGCGUGCCAAAGGAGGAAGGUGCUUGCGGAGAUGGAGGAGGAGCAUGCGGCAGAGAUGGAGGAGGAGGUUGAGGAGGCGAGGAGGGAGCACGAGAGGAUGAAGAAGGAGAGGAUGAGGGAGAUCGUUCAUGCUCAUGAGGUCGAAGUGCAGAGGAUGGAGGAGGAGCUGGAAGAGGUCAUGCAGAAGAGGAUCGAGGAUGUGAAGGCGACGAGUGAGAGGAGGCAGGAAGAGGAGAGGAGGAGGGUGGAGCAGCGGGUGAAGGAGCUCAUAGACCGGCUGAGGAAGGAAGCUGAGGAGGAGGAGGAGAAGCUGCAGAUGCGCUUCGAGGAGGAGCGGGAGCGGGCAAGGAGGAGGCACCAUGUUGAUGUGGAGGAGACGAUCCGGGAACUGGAGGAGGUGAAGGAGGAGCUGAUGGAGACGGUGAGGAGGAGGGUUAAGGAGAGCUGCGUGCUGGACGGGGUACAGCUAGAGGAAGAAUCCCUGCUGCUCGUAAGGCAGCAGCUGCAGGAGUGGAAGGAGGAGACGAGGAGGCAGACGUCGCAGGUGCUGGACGAGUUGUUCCGCAAGAACACGGAGGAGGAGGUGGAAGAGCUGGGGGCGCUGAGGACGCAGCUGUCGCAGGAGAACGAGGCUGUUGUGAGUGCCUUGCUGGAGAGCUUGUGCAGGUGGGAGGAGGAGGAGAGUUUGCGGCUCGGCCGGCAGCUGGAGGAAGAAAGGAGGAAGGCGAUGGAGGACGAGGAGAAGACGCACCAAGAGAGGAUGGCCAGGGCAAUGAAGGAUGUAAGGGCGGAGAUUGAGGAGGCGCAGGAGCGGAGGAGGAGGGAGCUCGUGCAGGAGGAGGAGGAGAGGGCAGAGAAGGAGCUUCAGAGCAUGCGCGGGAGGCACGAGGAGGAGCUGAAGGAGCGGCUGGGGGAGAUGGAAGCAGAGUUUGAGAGGAGCCUGCAGGAGGCACUGACCAGGAGGGUGCGGGAGCUGCGCGGAGCUCAUGAGGAGAGGAUGGCGGAGGUGAAGAGGCGGCUGGAGGAGGAGCGAGCGAGGAAGCUGGAGGAGGAGGAGGAGGAGUCGAGGAGAAAGGCCAAGGAGGAGACAGACAAGCUCAGGUCGCAGCUGGAGCAGGAGACGGAGAGGAGGAAGAAGUCGACUCAGGUGGAAUGUGACGAUCUGUACGACAAGAAGAUAUGGGAGCUGGAGCUGCGUGCGGAGGAGGAGCUGGAGGAGAGCGUGAAGGAGCACAGGAGGAAGGAGGAGGCAAAACUGGAGCAGGAGCUGCGGGCUCUGGAGGAGGAGCUAAUGAAGGAGCGGGAGCGAGAGCUGGGCUCCAUGAGGAGGAGGGCAGAGCAGAGGCUGAUGAGGCUGAAGCAGGAGAUGGAGGAGGAGUACGCAGGGGAGAGGCGCGAGGCGAUGCGCAAGGUCAGCAGGGAGGUGGAGGAGGAGAAGAACUCGCUGCUGUCGAGGAGGAUGCGAGAGAUCGAGAACGGGACGCAGGAGCUGCUGCAGGAGCUGCAGGCAACGAAGGAGGAGGAGCAACGUGCGACCCUGAAGGAGCUGGAGGAGAAGCUGAGGGGGGAGCUGGAGGCGAGCACGAGAAAGAAGCACGAGGAGCUGAAGGAGGAGGCACAUACGGCGAUCGCUCGGGUGCAGAAGGAGCUGCUGGAGAGGAGGGAGCAAGUGCUGCGGGAGGUGGAGAGAGAGUGCGAGGAGGAGCUGAAGCGGGAGAGCAGCAGGAUGCACGACGUGUUCCUGACCUCGAAGCGCGAGAGGAUCGACGCGCUGGUGCAGGAGCAGAGGGUCGAGGAGGAGAGGGAGCAGCAGGAGCAGGUCCUGCGGGGUGAGCUGGAGUUGUCGAGGGAGGUGAACGCGCUCAAGGAGGAGUGCAAGGCAGACGUGGAGAGGAUGAAGUCGCUGAUGCGCGAAAGGUUCUCCGACGAGCUCAGGAGGAUCUGUACCAAGGCGAGGAUACGGAACUUUGCCAAGUCGUGCGAGCAGAAGAGCGCCAAGGGCUGUGCCGUCGAGCAGAAGGGAGAGAGCAUGGCGAACAGGUUGCGGCAGGAGUGGAAGGAGCAGUUGCGGGAGCUGAUGGAGGGCUGGGAGGAGGAGGAGGGGAUGUUUGCCUCCCUCCUCAGCCAGCUGGAGGCUGUGGAACAGACGCUGAGCACGAUGAGGGCUGUGUGCGGGGGGAGAAGCUUCAAGCCAGCCGAGGCGACGUACAGCUCCCUGUGGACGAAAGUGGUGAGGGAGAGCCGAGCAUUGCUCUCCUCCUCCUCCUCCUCCUCCUCCUCCUUCCCCGAAGAGGAUCGGACUGCGGGACUAGAGCGCAGCAUGCAAGAGCUUCUCUCGCUCUUUCUCCCUGCGCCCUCGCCCUCGCCCUCGGACGCAGACCUCAGCAUGUCCUCGACGGUUCCUGCCACAACACCGGCUGCAACGCCCUCCAAGUCGACGCCGGGCAAGGCGCGCAGGUUCCACAUCAGCCCUGCCCCCUCCAGCGUGAGCGCCUGCAGCAUGACUCCUGUCCUCGCGUCUCCUGGCUCAUGGGGAGAGAGCGCAACGUCGCCUGAUCGCAUCCUCCUGGACAUGUCGCUGGAGCCUGGGGACUGGCAGGAGCUGGAGAAGACGCAGCGACGCUACGAGGACGCGGCCAAGACCCUGAGCAAGCGGCUGACUGACGUGCUCUUGCUCGUCCGUGAGAAGUCUUCGUCGCCUGCCAAGUCGCACGAUCGGUACGAGGAAGAGAAGAAGGGAAGGCACAGAGUGUCUCGAGCUCUGUUUGCAGAGGGGAAGGAGGGGGCAAGCGAGAAGGAGAAGGAGAAGCAGAAGGAGAAGGAGGAGAAGGAGAAGGAGAAGGAGAAGGAGAAGGAGAAGGAGAAGGAGAAGGAGAAGGAGAAGGAGGGAGAAGGGGAGGAGGAAGAUUUGUUUUUCACGAAGCUAAUGCGCUCUAGUGCUCGGAAGAGUUUAUCGAGGAUGCUCAUGACAUCCAAGCAAAGAUAA